AAAAUCAGACCCCUUCGCGUUUUCUUCUUUAACAGUUCCAAAUUCCAUCGUCGUCGCAAGCACAGAUCAUCUUCAGCUCUGAAGCCACCUCAAAGGUAUAUCUUGAAUCAACAACAAUGGCAGGGACUAAUGAUUCUUGUCCUUUGGUAAAGAAUAUUCUUCUUCUGGACUCUGAAGGAAAGCGUGUGGCUGUCAAGUAUUACUCAGAUGACUGGACUACUAAUGCUGCCAAGUUAGCUUUUGAAAAGUAUGUCUUCUCAAAGACUUCCAAGACCAAUGCUCGCUCAGAAGCGGAGAUCACACUGUUGGAGAAUAAUAUUGUAGUCUAUAAGUUUGCCCAGGACCUGCAUUUCUUUGUUACGGGAGGUGAAAAUGAAAACGAGCUCAUCUUAUCAUCUGUUCUUCAAGGCUUUUUUGAUGCUGUUGCAUUACUUCUGAGGAACAAUGUUGAAAAGAUGGAAGCCCUUGAAAACUUGGAUCUCAUCUUUUUGUGCCUUGAUGAGAUGGUUGACCAAGGGAUGGUACUUGAAACAGAUGCCAAUGUUAUUGCUGGAAAGGUAGCAAUGCAAAGCGCAGAAGCAAGUGGUUCACUCUCUGAACAGACAUUAACUCAAGCAUUGGCAACAGCUCGGGAACACCUUGCAAGAAGUCUUCUUACAUGAUUUUUCAUCUUGGGAGCGAAAUGGUAUAUUCAUGAGCCCCUUGUAACCAUAUCUGAAAUGGUUGCCGUUCAUUAGAAAUCAAUCCCCUAUUGUCUUAACUAUCUUUAUGACACUGUUUUUUUACGAUUUUUUUUUUUUUUUGUUUUCGUGGAAUUUAGAUUAUAUUAUUCCCCUUCUUGUAUUCUCUCUAUAUGAUGGUGUUCUUGCGGAACUAUUUUUGAAGUUGAGGAUCAACAGCAUAUGCACUAGUGAUUUCUGAGUUAA
This is a messenger RNA of Camelina sativa (false flax), 926 nucleotides long. Its product is annotated as coatomer subunit zeta-3. Gene Ontology annotation, biological process: retrograde vesicle-mediated transport, Golgi to endoplasmic reticulum; intracellular protein transport; intra-Golgi vesicle-mediated transport. Gene Ontology annotation, cellular component: COPI vesicle coat. The record is from RefSeq and is a predicted model, not a curated record. NCBI's taxonomy places the organism in Eukaryota, Viridiplantae, Streptophyta, Magnoliopsida, Brassicales, Brassicaceae.